This is a messenger RNA of Prunus avium (sweet cherry), 2316 nucleotides long. The record is from RefSeq and is a predicted model, not a curated record. NCBI's taxonomy places the organism in Eukaryota, Viridiplantae, Streptophyta, Magnoliopsida, Rosales, Rosaceae.
AUGGAUCUUGCGUACACCACUUGGGUUUUUCAUAGUGAAAGUCCAAGUAAUAAUGUUCAAUAUGAAGAUGUGGAAAUGCCUGUGGCAUAUAGGUUGUACCAUGACUUUUAUUUCCAAAAUGAUGAAUUUGAGAGGUACCCUUGUGAAAGUAAAGAGGCAGAAAUUGAAAAUUUUGUUAGAGAAGUUGAAACUCCUUUGUUUCUUGGUUGUACUGAGUAUACAAAGAUGUCAGCAGUUGUUGCUUUGUUGAAGUAUAAAGCAACACAUAGUCUUACAGAUAAUGCUUUUGAUGAAAUGCUUAGUCUUACAGAUAAUGCUUUUGAUGAAAUGCUUCAAAUUUUUGUUGAUAUGCUACCAGAAAAUAACACACUUCCUGGUUCAUUAUAUACAACCAAAAAGAUAUAUAAGGCAUUUGAACUUGGAUAUGAGAAGAUACAUGCAUGCGUGAAUGAUUGUUGUCUAUUUAGAAAUGAUCUUGAGAUGGUAGAGGAAUGUCCUAAAUGUGGUUCUUCGAGAUGGAAAGUGAAUCAACGCAAUUCUAAAAUUGAAAAGGGAGUCCCUGCAAAAGUAUUGUGUUACUUUCCAAUAGUACCACGAUUGAGGAGGAUGUAUGCAAUAACUGAGACAACUGAACAGUUAAGGUGGCACUCAACACAUAAAAGUCAAGAUGGUAAGAUGAGACAUCCUGUUGAUUCCUUGGCAUGGGAUAGGAUAAACAAGAAGUGGCCUUCUUUUGGAUUAGACCCUCGAAAUAUUAGAUUUGGCCUUUGUACUGAUGGUUUUAACCCUUUUCAAGAUCUUAGUUCUAAAUAUAGUUGCUGGCCAGUUGUCUUGGUGUAUGAUGCAUUUAAUAAGGAGACGUUCAACCUAAAAGCUAUUUUGAUGUGGACAGUAAAUGACUUUCCAGCUUAUGGAAACCUAUCCGGAUGGUCUACCAAAGGAAGGUUUGCAUGUCCAGUUAGCUAUUGCAAUGACUACUAUAACACCAUAUUGCUUAUUGAUUUACAGAAUCUACUUCUACGUCAUAAUUUGGAUGUCAUGCAUGUAGAGAAGAAUAUUUGUGAGAGUAUUAUUGGAACACUUUUACUUACGAAGGGAAAAUCUAAGGAUGACAUCAAAUCUUGUAAAGACUUGGAAAAUAUGGGGAUUAGAAAAGAUUUGCACCCCAAAAAAACAGGAAAGCGUUUUUAUCUAUCUGCAGCACCUCACACUCUAUCAAAGAAAGAGAAGGAAACUUUUUGUUGGAGGCUUGCCAAUUUAAAACUACUUGAUGGUUAUGGUUCAAAUAUUGGAAAUUGUAUCUCCUUGGAAGAUAGUAAGAUAUUUGGUCACAAGUCCCAUGAUUAUCACAUGCUAAUGCAGCAAUUGCUGUCAGUGGCAUUGAGGGGCCUUUUACCUAAAGGUCCAAGGACUGCAAUUUUCCGGUUGUGUGCAUUCUUUAAUGAGUUAUGCCAAAGAGUUGUAGAUAGAAACAAACUAGAAAAAUUGGAGGAAGACAUUGUACAGAUGUUGUGCAUGUUAGAAAGGUUCUUUCCUCCUUCUUUCUUUGAUGUAAUGGUGCAUUUGACAAUCCACCUAGGACGGAAAGCUCGUCUAUGUGGACCGGUUCAAUAUCGUUGGAUGUAUCCAUUUGAUAGGUAUAUGAAAGUGUUGAAAGGAUAUGUUAUGAAUCGUGCACGACCGGAAGCUGAACGCUACCUAGCUAAAGAGUGUGCUUUGUUAUGUAGCAGGAUGCAUUUGGAUGAACUUAGGCACUCAAGUAGACAUCUAUUAAAGAAUGAAACUUUAUUACAGAAAAAGCACGUGGAGUCAUUUAGCACAUGGUUGGAUGCUAAGAUUAGGGCAGAGAAGAUGGUUCACAAUGUGUCAAAUACUUUAAAGUGGCUUGCGCGUGAGCCUAGUCGCUAUGCAAUUUCAUAUUCUGGUUUUAUUAUUAAUGGUCUUCAGUUUCACACUAAAGAAUCUGAGAAACUCAUCAAAACAGCGUGUGAUUGGGCAAGCAUUGUGAAUGGCAUCAAACUAGAUGAUGGAUUUACCUUAGUUAACCUCCACGAAGGACAAAGUCAGUUUGAAAGGGAUCUUUUCAUUUUAGCAUCACAAGCUAAACAAGUUUUUUAUUCUAGGGAGGAUGAGACAUCUAGUUGGUAUGUUGUCAUGAAAGCACCUCCCAAAGGAUUUCAAGAUUUGGAGAUAUUCGAUGAGAUGGAAAGUGGCACAUCUACCCCAUUUGAUGUAUCAAAACUUGAUUAUGAUGAUGAUGAUGAGAAUGAACAAUAUGUGCGAAUGGACGUCGAUGGAUUGUUUUUUGAUGAGUAG